Messenger RNA from Candidozyma haemuli, 1323 nucleotides. Its product is annotated as mitochondrial 37S ribosomal protein uS2m. The transcript has a single exon. Gene Ontology annotation, molecular function: structural constituent of ribosome. The record is from RefSeq and is a predicted model, not a curated record. Gene Ontology annotation, cellular component: mitochondrial small ribosomal subunit; ribosome. Bases 1 to 1323 code for a protein of 440 amino acids. Lineage: Eukaryota; Fungi; Ascomycota; Pichiomycetes; Serinales; Metschnikowiaceae. Gene Ontology annotation, biological process: translation.
AUGCUUCUGAAGGGUAGUCCCCGGCCGGCCAACUUUCGAUAUGUUAUUCAUAACAGAAAUGCCGUCAACUUACAUUCAAAGCGUUUUUUAGCUGCCGAGGCUUUGGACCAGAAACAGGUAAGAGACAAAGCUAUUGCAGAGGCCGUUGCCAGGGAAGAAGAAUUAAAAGCCAGAGAGAAAGCCAUACGGGAAACCAGAAACCAAAUGAGGUCAUUGAUAAGUGCAAUGAAUACUACACCUUCAGAUGUAGCAAGUGAGAGAGCAAGCUCUCUUGAGAAGGAACUAGGCCAGACUCAAAAGCUCGAACAACUCGACUCCGAAAUCGAGGGUUUGCUUGCAAAACGCUUGGAACUUCCAUCUUUUAAAAUUGCCAAUCGACCUUGGAUUCUGCAACCUCAUCGUUUUAAUCAAAAUGUGAAGGAAGAUUCCGAGCAAUCUUCUCAACAGAUACAAACCACGAGGAACACGCAUGCCUCGAACUUUCCUAAUUUGAAGCCUACCCCUGACUAUAAGCCAUAUUCUGAAUCGGAGCUUUACCUCAGACACUUAUCGCAUACGCGAAACUCUGGAAGUUUGGGCUCAGAGUUGAAGGACAUUUAUCUUGCCGACAAGGACGUCAAGUCUCCUUCCAGUAUCUCGGAUAUUUCUCUCAGUCAUCUUUUGAGCGCUGGCUGUCAUUUGGGCCAUGCAAAAGCUCUGUGGAGGCCGUCUACCCAACCCUACAUCUACGGAGAGUAUCAAGGCUUGCAUCUUAUCGAUCUCAAUGAAACAUUAGCUGCUCUCAAGAGGUCUGCUCACGUCAUCAAAGAUGUUUCGAAAAGAGGGGGUAUUAUCUUGUUCGUGGGAACUGGAAAACAACAUGAACAGCAUCUUGCACUUGAAAAGGCUGCUGAAAGAUGUAAUGGCUACUAUGUAUCCAGAAGGUGGAUACCAGGAACUAUUACAAAUGCAUUGGAAGUUACCAAGCAGUUGGGUGGUACCCAGAAAGUCGAGGUGACUAUGGGAGAUAAAAUGACGGAGCGUAUGGUACCACAAGAGGGAACUGUCAAGCCUGAUAUUGUUGUUAUAUUAAAUCCUGUCGAGAACCGAAACGUCAUCAAUGAAUGUAUAAUUGCCCGAAUUCCAACUAUCGGACUUUCGGAUACGGACAUGGAGCCUUCACUAUUGUCAUAUCCCAUUCCAUGCAAUGAUGACUCAGUCAGAGCUACUUCGCUAAUUUUGGGGGUUUUAUCAAGAGCUGCAGAGGACGGAAUGUGCCAAAGAAAAGGGCUUUUUCACGCCCUGGUUCACACAUCCACACAAGCUGGAGAGGUGUCCAUGUAA